GAGAAGAGCUAGAGAAAGGCGGGGAGGGAGGGUGGUCUGACCCGAAAGGGGCAGAUAAAGGCAGAGGGGCGGGCGAGCGAGGAGGGGCUGGGGGGGUGGUGCUAAGGGGGCGGGGCGCCCGACCCCCAGUUGCGCGGCUGCAGCUCUCUCAGCCCGGCUGGAAGUGAGCCGGGCUCGCCGACCGCUGGCCGAGCAGCCCCCCAAACCCGGCCGAAGCACUCCCACUUUCCAACUCCACGGUCCCCGCAGCGCGCGCGAGAUGCAGCCGGCUCGGGACGCAGGCCUCUCCUGCUGAUGAAAAGAAAGAGGAAAAAUGGACUACAGUCACCAGACUUCCCUAGUCCCAUGUGGACAAGAUAAAUACAUUUCCAAGAAUGAACUUCUCUUGCAUCUGAAGACCUACAACUUGUACUAUGAAGGCCAGAAUUUGCAGCUCCGACACCGUGAGGAAGAGGAUGAGUUCAUUGUGGAGGGGCUGCUGAACAUCUCCUGGGGGCUGCGCCGGCCCAUCCGUCUGCAGAUGCAGGAUGACAACGAACGCAUUCGACCCCCACCGUCCUCUUCCUCUUGGCACUCCGGCUGUAACCUGGGGGCUCAGGGCACCAUUCUGAAGCCCCUCACCAUGCCCAACAUUCAGAUCUCAGAGGUGGAUGCCCUGCCCGAGAGCGACCAGACGCCGAGCCCCACAGACUCCAGGGGCCUCAAGUCUCUGCCGGAAGACACCCCACAGUUGAUGCGCACACGUAGUGACGUUGGGGUACGUCGUCGUGGCAACGUGAGGACACCCAGUGACCAGCGGCGAAUCAGACGCCACCGCUUCUCCAUCAAUGGCCAUUUCUACAACCACAAGACGUCAGUGUUCACACCAGCCUAUGGCUCCAUUACCAAUGUCCGCAUCAACAGCACCAUGACCACUCCACAGGUCCUGAAGCUGCUGCUCAACAAAUUCAAGAUUGAGAACUCGGCGGAGGAGUUUGCUUUGUACGUGGUCCAUACCAGUGGCGAGAAACAGAAGCUGAAGAACACCGAUUACCCCCUGAUUGCCCGGAUCCUCCAGGGCCCAUGUGAGCAGGUCUCCAAAGUGUUCCUUAUGGAGAAGGACCAGGUGGAAGAAGUCACCUAUGACGUGGCUCAGUAUAUAAAGUUUGAGAUGCCUGUUCUUAAAAGCUUCAUUCAGAAGCUCCAAGAGGAAGAAGAUCGGGAAGUAAAGAAGCUGAUGCGCAAGUACACUGUGCUCCGGCUAAUGAUUCGGCAGAGGCUGGAGGAGAUAGCUGAGACCCCAGCAACAAUCUGAGCCACAAGAAGGAGGGGAUCCAGAUGCCGCGGGGGCUGCUGUUGACCUGAGAAGACCCACAGGAAGUGCUUUCCAUGGAAAUAUUUAAAUGCGAACCUUUCCAGCCCCCAAACCAUCUACCUGCUGCCCCGAGCAGGAUGGAGAAGCCAGCAGACAACUCCCCUUCCUUUCUUUCCCUCACAAGGACUUUCCAUUUUUGUUAUAAGGAGGACCUAAACUGUGUGUGUGUGUGUGUGUGUGCGCGCGCACACGCACGUGCAUGGUACACAUACACAUGCCCACCUGAUAUAUUCACACGCGGUUAAAUUCCAAGCAACCAGCACAAGUGCUAUGAGGCUAGCAGACUGCUGCUCGUGGGCAGAAAAAUCAGAGGAGUCACUGAUCUGAGGGGUUUUAGGCUGAAGAAAAGAUUUCUUGGAGUUCCUGCUGUGGCACAACAGGAUCAUCAGUGUCUUGGGAGCACUGGGAUGAGGGUUUGAUCCCUGGUUGGGCACAGUGGGUUAAGGAUCCGGCAUUCCUGCAGCUGUGGCUUAGGUCACAACUACCCCUUGAUCUGAUCCCUGGCCCAGGAACUCCAUGUGCUGUGGGGCAGCCAGAAAAAAAAAAAAAAAAAAAUUUCUCCUCUCAAGUAUCAGGGAGCAGCAUGUUUAGAAGGGGAAGGAGGCUUAGCAAACUCACCAUCUGGGAUAUUUAUGUGUUAAUAGACAUUCUCCCUGUAUGCCUGGAAGGAUCUGUGAAUGUGAGAUCCUUGGAAAUUAACAAACUAAUGAACAAACCAUGCCCUUGAGGCAGAUCUGAUGGAAAGAACAAGAUAAACCAUCAUUCGGGUAGAUGCAAUAAGCCCACAAGUUUUUACACUGGAAA
This is a messenger RNA of Phacochoerus africanus (Common warthog), 2158 nucleotides long. It is a transcript of the gene RASSF2, whose product is annotated as Ras association domain family member 2. The coding region runs from base 314 to 1294 and encodes 326 amino acids. Gene Ontology annotation, cellular component: cytoplasm; nucleus. The record is from RefSeq and is a predicted model, not a curated record. Lineage: Eukaryota; Metazoa; Chordata; Mammalia; Artiodactyla; Suidae. Gene Ontology annotation, biological process: positive regulation of JNK cascade; regulation of non-canonical NF-kappaB signal transduction; signal transduction. The transcript has 11 exons.